UUUCUAGCUUAUUUGUGUGGCUUUUAUUGUGGAGGUUUCGCCCGGAUGUGUAACUGUGUUUGAUGUCCGGCUGCUGCAGCCACACAGAGAGAAGCCGCUACAGAGAGCUGCUGUAGUUCAGUAAACGAUGUCCGUUCAGAUGAAGGACAAAGACGCGUAUCAGAGGCUGAACUUUCUCUACCAGGCGGCCCACUGCGUUCUGUCCCAGAACCCGGAGAACGUGGAGCUGGCUCGGUUCUACUGCUCCACUCAGAAGACCAUCGCGAGACGUUUGGUGCUCAGGCAAGACCCUUCGGUGAAGAGGACGCUGUGCAGGAAGUGCUGCUCGCUGCUGCUUCCUGGUGUCACCGCGUCCUCCAGACAGCGCAGGAGGAGCAGAAAGGUCCGAUUCACCGUGGUGCGCUGCCUCAGCUGUGAGCAGAGCAAGACGCUGCUGAACCACCCGGACCAUCAGCUGUGGACGGAGCGGCCCGAGGCCCAGCAGGAGCGGCCCAAGCAGCCGGAUCCGGGUUCUUCUGUUAAAAACCCACCAGGGGACCAGACGCGUGACGCCUCUGAAGCGGCUCAGAGCGCCGGCGCCACGUAGAGCCUCUUCUUCGUAUCGCCCAGAUGUUUGACUUCAUGUCGCUUAUGGCCCACGAUCUACUCGAGUCUGCUCACUAACGCGUUGGACCCUUUCAGCACCUUUCUGCCCUUUGGACCGGAGCGGUUCGGGUCCCAUAAGAACUUCAGAAGCAGCUGAAAUGCUGAAUGUGGUUUUUACUCGGAUGGAACGUAAUAUAACGUCCUGUAAUUAUUAAGCCCCUUGCGUCUCCAUGGAAACCAUCACAACCCGAUGGAUCCAUGUCCUCGUCGUUACCGCAGGUCACUCCGCGGUGCCUUCAGGGCCCGUUCAGUAGAAAUGUUAUUAGUGUGAUUCAGGGGGGUUUAUGGCCACCGUGUGGUGAGCUACAAAUCUACAGGCCUAUGUGAGUUUUUUAAAAUUUUCAUUUAUUUUUUUUUAAAGCAGAACUUUAGUGACUUUAUUGAAAAUUGUUGACAAGAAUAUUUAACAUUUUCGAAACAGUAAAAAUCUCUUUCGCUGCUACUUUUCCUUAAAGAUUGAAAAGACAAUAAAAAACCAGGUGUUUCUUUCA
Molecule: messenger RNA, 1136 nt
Organism: Pungitius pungitius (ninespine stickleback)
Lineage: Eukaryota; Metazoa; Chordata; Actinopteri; Perciformes; Gasterosteidae
Gene: rpp21
Product: ribonuclease P 21 subunit
Exons: 5
Coding region: 128-586 (152 amino acids)
Biological process (GO): tRNA processing
Cellular component (GO): nucleolar ribonuclease P complex
Source: RefSeq, a predicted model, not a curated record